Molecule: messenger RNA, 7857 nt
Organism: Ornithodoros turicata
Lineage: Eukaryota; Metazoa; Arthropoda; Arachnida; Ixodida; Argasidae
Gene: ssp3
Product: S phase cyclin A-associated protein in the endoplasmic reticulum-like
Exons: 28
Coding region: 1318-6351 (1677 amino acids)
Molecular function (GO): nucleic acid binding; zinc ion binding
Source: RefSeq, a predicted model, not a curated record
UCCCGUCGAAAGCAAAAACAAGGCCACCUUUUGCUCGGGCUACAUACAGCGUAUGUACGUGUCGCUCUUUGGCAGCUUGCACCGAUUGUGAGUCAUACUCGAGCGGACGGGCGUCAAGUGACGCUAUCUCCGCUUGAACUUCGCUCUGGGGAGCGUUAGCGUUAUCGCAAAGCCCUUUUGGGUCGUUUAGUUCAGUUUCUUUCCGCGUGCGCUCCAACCCAGCACUGUAGUACCAUGAGCGGCAUAAACGCGACAAAAAUGAGUGCAGCAGAAGGGCAACGUUGUUUUUCAUUUAACUGUUAGAAAUCAUAACUGUGCCCUUGUCCCGUCCUCUGUCCCUGGUAGCUGUUAUCAACAGCUGCCAGGGGUUCCCUCCUACCUCCCCCAAAGAUCUUGCAAUAUCCCCCAAAUUUUCCGUCGCGCAAACAUUUUAUCCCAAUAGCCAACUGAUAUAGGUGUCAUCCUCCGCGGUAUUCGAAUACCCACCUAAGAUGAAAACCCUAGGUGCUUGCUGCUAACAAUUAGCGCACAAGCUGUUCCUUAUUAGGAAACUAACCGUACUUUCCCACCCAUUGUUCAACUUUCAAACUUGCAUUUUCUCGCGUUUGCGGCUGUCCGCAUGCGAACACGAUGCUGUUUUGUCGUGCAUCUGUGUGGGCCCGCCUAAAGUCGGGCCCGCCUUAGUACCUGUCAGUAAGCCGCGGUCUUUACUUUCAUUUUCUUCUUUCUGUUCUUUCAUCCCCCUCCUCUUCUUCUUCUUCUUCUUUUUUUUUUUUUUUUUUUUUUUUUGCCGCAGACGAGCUCCAUGACCGGACUUCGCAAGACACAGGCGCUGAUCUCCAUCGGACAAAUAUGGUUUCCCUGCCUUCAAAAGAGCAACACAUCCGUGCAAGUGAAAUAGCAUGACCUGCUAUCCUCAUUCAUGGCUUACGCUGUUUCUAAAAAUUCGUACAAACACCCAGGGAGGAUCCAGGAUUUUUUUCCCCCCCUUAGAGGGAGAGGGUGGCACAGGACAGCAUAUGCUACAUGUACUAAAUAGGGAUAGGGUCAACUGAACAGUAUGUGAAGACAGAAAUUGUGGAGGGAGUCAGGACAUCUAGAGGACCCCUCUCUAGAUCCGCGCCUGCAAACACCCCAAGCCGUCCAAAAGCGCAGUGCAAGCAGCGCGUUUUCUUCGGAUCCAGCGUAAAAACCGCUACCCAUCCGGCAACCAAGUUAGUGUGACUGGCAACUUUGUGCGGUGUCUGCCAAAAUAUUUGUCUUGUGUGUGGAGGCGUGAUAUUUGGCAUUUGUUUUGCACAAAUCCUUCGCAGCCCGAUGCACUCGGUGGCAUCUAAGCCACCUCGGAGCCCUUCGGGCAUCGGGUCAAUGUCGCAGGCUCGAGGUGGUGCCAAACUGCGGGCCAGGUCGUCGUCUGCUGGUCGUGGGCCAGACAAAGGCCUGCGAGCCCGUUACUGGGCUUACCUGUUCGAAAACCUUCGUCGAGCUGUGGACGAGAUCUACAAGACUUGUGAGACAGACGAGAGCAUCCUGGAAUGCAAGGAAGCAGUUAUGGCGCUGGAAAAUUAUUCCAAAGAAUUCAAGGCUCUCAUUGACUGGAUAGAACUGAGCAAGGAACUUGAAAACACUCCUCCGCCUAACAGGCCGACAUGCCUCGCAUGGGAGAUACGAAAGUCCAACUCAGGCCGCUCGGUGUCGCGGGGCGCCGGUAUGUUUCCGCAGCCGCCCCGCCAACUGGUAACGGUGGGCACCCAGUCGGAAGCCCUGCUGCCGGUCAUUCCCAGCAGUUCGGAUUCUGCCGAGAGUGGAUCCGAGAAGGAGGCAUCCCCCGCCGCUCCGGAUUUUCCAUCCAGUCCGGCAGUGAGCUCCUUUGAGGCGGCACCACAGCAGGCCGGAGAACCCGACCCCUCGGUUGCGAAAAUGGACCAGAGAGAAACGUCGGAGUUGCCAAGGAAUAAUGACAUUGUUGUGGCUAAUAAAUGCGCUGCUGCAGAGCAGCAUCUGAGCACGGAACCUGCCACUGCAGUGCCAGAAGUAGACUCUAAACAAUCCGUGUCUGGAACUCUAGCUGUGGAACCUGACAUUUCGAAGGACACGGAGAGCAUUACGACCACAUGCACCACUACACAAAAUGCAGAAGCCACACCGGAAAUUCCAGCUGCCGAUGAUACGACCACUGUGGCUUCAAAAACAACGGAAGGCUCUUCCGCAAGUACCAGUGUUAGCAUUCCACAGACGACUCACGCGCCUACAAGUACAUCUGUUGCGUCUCCUACAGUGGUCGUGGCAAAAAUUAACAGUGAUCUUAGACAAUCACACGUACCCAAAACCACCUCAGCGCCACCUAGUUCCUCCAGCCGAUCGGCGACAACGGUUGCAAAAUCUGGGCCGCCAAAGACAGCGAGGCCGUCAUCAUCAUCGGAUACGAAGCCUAGGAGUCUGACUGAAGGUGUCAAAGCACCUUCUCACAACUGGUCUCUGAAAACAGCAGCAACACGAUCUCCAACCACCACAAGGCAAACUUUCUCUAGGCCACAGAAUUUGAGGCCAUCAUCCGCAUCAAACGCCUCAUUUUCUUCCGCAUCUUCAACUUCAGCGAAGCGGCCUGUAUCCGCAUCGACGCGUGUGCAGCCGGCAGUGCCACCUGUUCAAAACAGAGCAGCGUUGCCGCAUCCGCACCCUCCUCCAACUGAAUGCCCGCCGAUGCUAAAGGACACGCAAAGAAGCGGGUCUUCAUCGUGCCUGAGUUUUGAAUCAUCGUCUUCGACAUCGAGCUGCCGGAGUUGGGCUGAUAAGGUUCGUGGAGGAAGCGUUGAACCUGAGGUGCUCCGCAGUACGUCGUUUGAUCCCAUUGUGAUUGAUGAAGCCGAUGACACCGAAGGAUGGGAAACAGUGUGCCGCAGCAAGCCAAAAUUGCGCAAUUCUCCGCACAAAAAUAUUAAGCCGUCCACAAGGAAUUCACAACCUUUCGGAGUUUCCCGUUCGCCAUCGGCACCAUCCAUCAACUUGUCCAAUGUGUCCGGCAAGAGCAGAAGAUCUUCCGCGCCAACCAACCAGAGAGAUUCGUUCGGCAACUCGACUUCGAGAGGAAGACCGGACUCAAAUGCCAGACUGGGUGCGCAUUCUCAAAACGCCAAGUCCUUACCGUUACUCGGCGGAAAAGUCGAUCCCGGUUCAGCCAGACGCAACCAGAGGGGCUCGUCAGAAGGAAAAGUGAUCUCGGUAAUGUCGAGGUCCAGAAGUUUUGUCGGGCCCGAAGAGAGAGGUGGGGCGGCCAAUUUGUCCGCAUCGAAAAAGGGAGCACAAAGCAGCGCUUCUGGGAAGGAACCGCGGCAGAGAUCGCAGGACGGGGGAGCAAAGCACCUCAUGAUCAACGUCGGGAGGUCGAAAAGCUUCGUGGGAACCUGCAGAGCCGUGUCGGAAGCUGCGGAAAACGAGAGCGACGCAAGGACGGCGUUUGUGGAUGUCGUAGAAGAUGCGGCAGAAACAAAAAAGGAUUCCACUGUAACAACGAGCAAAGCUCUGCCUCCGGAUAGAAAUGCCGGGAAGGAAGAUGUGGUACUGAAGGAUAAGACAACGGACAGUGACACCCAGGAGGAGGAGGAGGACCGUCUGGAAACGGAAGAGAUUAUCAAUGACCUUGGGUUAUCAUGGGGUGAGCAGAUGGACUGCUUGGACCUGGAAUUGAGGACUCCGGGCAGGGCCGUCCAGAUGCAUGAGAAUCUUUCAGCUGCAUCUCGCAAAAGGCCUCUGUCUGAAACAUUGCAAAGGAACAAAGAGAAACAGGCAAAAGCACAGGAACUGAGAGACAGGCUACGAGAAGAAAAAGCGCAGCGCUGUCGGGAUUUCUCGAAAAAGGUUGAAGAGAAGAAAGCUCAGCAGGAGGAGCUACAGAAUCAGCUGAGAAUAAUAAUAGAGAAACGCCUGCAGCGUGCAGCAGAGAAAAGGGAGAUGGCAUUAAAGAACAAAGUAAAGAAAGCUCACGAUGAAGAGGAAAAGGUGAAUGAAAUAGCAUUCAUCAACUCGCUAGAAGCUCAGAAUAAACGCAUUGAUAUUCUAUCCAAAGAAAAAGACCACGAAGCGAGGCUUCAAGAUAUUCAGGAAGAGAGACAGAGGAAGUUGGAGGAAAAGGCGGCGAAGGAGGCUGCAGCAGAGGAGCGCCGCAAAGUACUCGAGGCUGAGAGACAGGCAAAGCUGCUGGAGAUUCGCGAGAAACGCAAGCUUAAAGAUGAGAAAGUGCAGCAACAGCAGCAAGAAAAGGAAAAACUACGUCUCAAUUUGCUUAAACAGAAAGAAAAAGAAAGGGAGCAGAGGCUUUCUGCUUUGACCGCCGCCCAACAGGCAACGGCGGAGGAAUUGCAGAAGAAGAUUCAGCAGAAGCAAGAAGAAAGUGCGCGGAGACACGAGGAGAACAUGGAGCAAAUAAGGCACAAAGCAUUUGAACUGAGCGUCCGAAAGUGUUCUUCCAACGUGGACGAAGCGCCUCAUCCAGUUCCCUAUGAAACAAAGAAGAUUUGCUCCCUCUGUAACGUACUUAUUGGUUCCGAAGUCUACCUUCUCAGCCACCUAAGAGGCAAGAAGCAUCACCAGGCAGUUCGUGACAACCACCAGGGCAUGGCACCGUCCAUGGAAGAGCUUGAAUCUUAUAACCUGAAGCAUAUCGUCGAUGCACCUGCAGACAAGUUAGAUCCAGAUAUAAUGAUUGAUAAGGAGAGACAAAAAGCGCAGAAGAAACGAUGCAAGAAGCUCAGACAGAAGAUGAGUGCAAGAGGAAAGUUGUACGAGAAGGCUUUUGCUGAGAAGGUCAGGACAACAGACUCCAAGAGCAAAUUCAGGCUCGUAAAGCAUGUGAAGGAAGUGAACCGCUGCCUGGCAAACCAGGGCACGGGCCCAUGGGACCCUGCUCUGAUAAGCAGUCUAGACCGUGCCUUAGGGGAGAUGGAACGAACUCUGGAGCGAGGAACUGCAGAGGACAGGGAUGCGUUUAGAAUUCUCGGUGGAUUCGCAGCACUCUGCGAUGUUCUAGGCUGUAUAUUGAAGUCAACACCAGACUGUCUUCCAGUCAUUCCAGCAAGGUGCCUUAUCAGAACAUGUACCGUUCUGCGCCUUGCGUGUACAAGCUGCUAUUUCAGCUGCGAAUAUCUCCUCUUCAGCAACCGGGUCGCAACUUUACUGGACAUGGUUGCGCAUCGCCUUAAUAUUUUAAUGCCAGACGACGAGAAAGCUCUGACGUCGUCUCUUGUGGCAACGGGCCCUGGGGCUUCGGGCCUUCGCACCGACCCUGUGUCCGGAGCCUUACUGCAUCUGCUUCGCGUCUCGUUAGAGGGACUCACCGGUGCACUUACUGGAGCGGUCACUUCCGAGAACUCUACGGAGAUCAUCCGGCAACGACUGCUCGACGUGCUAAGCUACGCUGUAAGUAUCGGUACGGUGGACAAGGUGGCCAAACACCUGACAAGCGUGCGAGGCCCAGUGGAUUCGGAGCCAGAACAGCUGACAGAUUUCUUGGUCAAUUGCCUGGACUUCGUGGCGUGCCUGGCCCAACUCCUCGCGCGAUGCAACUGCAAGGACCACGCCGUUCUCACUAUCACGGACACAAGCACCACGAACAACAACAAGACCAAGCAACAAAAGACGACAAACGAAACUAAGAACAAACAAGCGGAGGAAGAAGGCACCCACUUGGUCGGUACAUUCCGUGUCACGGAACUGGUCGGCGCCGUUUCUCUACUGUACGGGACGCUUCUCCAUUCUGGAGCCCCUUCCAGGGGUGAGACCCCUCCACCGCCCCUGGCACUUCCGACGCUUUCUAUGACCAAGGCGGCCCUGCAGCUACUCAAUCAGCUGGCACGACUGGACCUCGCCAUGUUCCAGACCGUGCUCGGCUCAGAAGGGAUGUCCCUACAACUGAGGCACAUCGCCAGCUACCUUCUAUGGUAUACCAACCACUGGGAGCUGGAAGAUCUCCUUCACGAAGUUGUGCUCCUGGUCGGGUACUUCGCCGUCCUCUCUCCUGACAAUCAGAUGGUGAUCCAGUCUGGAGAAUGUCCAACCUUGCUGCAGAUUCUCUGCACUCUGCCAUUCGAGUACUUCAGCGAUCCUAAGCUGACGACUGUCCUCCUGCCUACACUUGUGGCGUGUUGCUACAACAACGCGGAGAACUGUGCCAUUCUGCAACAGGAGCUGAGCCCUGUACUUCUGGCAAACUUCAUUGAAGAACACCUCUUAGAUCUUCAUUGCAGCAAGAAGAAAGCACUAACGGAAGAAGAACAGCGAUGGAGUCUGGAAAACCGAUUUCCAAAGAGCCGAUGGACAGCGGCCAAGGCUUUCUUCUCCGUGGAUUGCUCCUGAAUGGGAGGCUGGCCACCACUCUUCUCCCGCAAUGGAUGGCAUGCGUCGGAAGAAGACGUCCUUCCGUGUCAGAAACGAGAGACUGCACUUUUACUUUGGAACUGUUCUUCUUAUGAAACGAAAGUUAUUUUGAUCUAUUUACGACAAUUUUGUUUUUCCGCGUCACUGUCCGGACAGCCUUGCGCCAUCACUGUGCUGGGGCGCCCGGUACAUUUCGACACUUUUUCGACUUAUUAUGGGUGAUUACCCUCGCUCAGAUGAUUACGAAAAUUGGAGCUUAUUUUCUGCGUAUAGUUAUUUAAUUCAAAGUUGUGCCGCUCGCUGAUGGCGGCUUUGAGGUGGGAGAAAUGAAGGAACGGCGUGUGAUUCCAUUAAAUCGUGCGCUUUUUCUUUCUUUCUUUUAGGCAUAGUCAGUGUUUCUGUUCUGUUCUUUUUUUUUUCCUUUUUUUUUCCCUAACCAUAGUAAAAAGAAGCGUUCUCUUCGCCUGCUGGCGACUGCACAUAUUUCUCUGACGAACAGUGUCAUAAUGCACUUAUAUACCGUGCCACCAGCCAGACUGCCAAAGCGUAUUUUCACGUUUUCUUUUUUUUUUUUUCUUCUUUCUGGAGUAAACGGUGUUUCUUGCUACCUCAAUGUGCUACAGAAAACGGAGCUUGCGUUCCGUGUUGACACAUUGUCGGACGUGAUCCACGAACGUCCUUGUGAGAGACCUAGUCACGAAAUGGGCGUCGGUGAAUUCCGUUACUUCGGGACGUUAGAAAUAAAUUAUAUUGUUUCCAAGCAAAGUACAGCUGUCUAAAUACGACACCCCGUUCCCCCGAUCACAUGCGGUAUACGUUGCUGCAUGGACUCUCUUUUUUUCUUCGUUUACAUACAUAUAUCUUACCGCAAUGUGCUUCCAAGUUCCACCUAACGGGUUUUAUAACUACUGCCGAUGUAAUUGAGCGCAAUUUAAUUUAUCCUCCAUUAUUUCUUAUAGGCAAUGAAAUGGUUCGGACAUUUCUAGAGGCAGCUGCUAGACUAGGUAGAGUUAUUAGAAUGGGAGCUUAUUUAUUUUUGCAUCGGUGAACUUGUCCAUUGGAUGUGUUUCGUCGUUUUAGUGUCUGUUAGGAAACGGCUACAAUCCACAUUCCUAAUAUAGCUCGUCGUGGACGUGUUACGAUUAUUCGUGGCCAAAUCCAAAGCCAUUUAAAGACGACGCAGCCUAUUUUACGGCAGUUUCAUCUGGGAUGAUUUUUCCGGGGGUUUCCACCCUUUGUGUUGUAGUUAGGCCGACUUACGAGUCACGUGACAGUCGCAAUGUGUUUCGUACUUUGUAUGCUCGGUUUCUGUGACGUUCAAAUCUCUGGAAGUCGAAGAACGAUAAUAUAUAUUGUCACUGUUUAUAGUUUUCUAACUUAUUGCGUGUCACUAAUUUGUCGCAUUUCAGGUGUCGAUGCUGAAUGCAUAGUGUUCUCUUUCUUUCUUUCUUGUUUUGGUCUAAUAAAACGUUGUGAAUCCCUCUC